GUCUCGCUGGGACACAGCGUCGGUCUGGCCUCUGGUUUGCGGAGCGGUCGGGUGUAUUCUCCUCCCUCUCCCCCCAGCCCUCGAGGCCCCUGCCGCCCGAACCAACGGCGUAGCCAGCUGGUGGCUCCGCGGCGCCCUCCCGCACCGAUCGCUCCUCGCUGGGGCGGGACCUGGCCCGACGGCUCCGGUCACUAUGACUGAAACAUCUUUCCACCUAAUAUCAGAGAAAUGUGACAUUCUCUCAAUUCUCCGGGAUCAUCCUGAAAACAGGAUUUACCAGAGGAAAAUCCAGGAACUCAGCAAAAGGUUCAUCGCCAUCCGCAAGACCAAGGGGGACGGGAACUGCUUCUACCGGGCUCUGGGCUAUUCCUACCUGGAGUCGCUGCUGGGGAAGGGCAGAGAGGUCCUCAAGUUCAAAGAGCGUGUACUGCAGACCCCAAAUGACCUUCUGACCGCCGGCUUUGAGGAGCACAAGUUCCGAAACUUCUUUAAUGCUUUUUACAGUGUGGUGGAGCUGGUAGAGAAGGACGGCUCGGUGGCCAGCCUGCUGAAGGUGUUCAACGACCAGAGCGCCUCCGACAGAAUCGUGCAGUUCCUGCGCCUGCUCACCUCCGCCUUCAUCAGGAACCGCGCAGACUUCUUCCGGCACUUCAUCGAUGAGGAGAUGGACAUCAAAGACUUCUGCACUCACGAAGUGGAGCCCAUGGCCAUGGAGUGUGACCACAUCCAGAUCACGGCCCUGUCCCAGGCGCUGAGCAUCGCCCUGCAGGUGGAGUACGUGGACGAGAUGGACACGGCCCUGAACCACCACGUGUUCCCCGAGGCUGCCAUCCCUUCCGUUUACCUGCUCUAUAAAACUUCCCACUACAACAUCCUCUAUGCAGCCGAUAAACGUGAUUAAUUUUAGGCCAUGAAGUGGAGCCUGUCACCUAACGGGACUGCCUUCUGAAUGGAACAUUACGGCUUUUCAAUUUUUUAAGCGAUUUAGACUAUAGUUAGAAAACAGAAAGCACAGCCUUUUGGGCAGUCACUGGGAAUGAGGCUUACCAAUAUGGGCUGUGGUAACUUGGCAAUAUUUUUAGUAUUUAUUUUCAUGGAAAGUCAAAUGCUUUUUAACUCAGGGCUAAGAAGCCAGGAGCCCUGGCUCUGCCCCAGUUCCCGAGACCGUGGGUAGGUCACCUCCCCUCCCUGGGCCUGGGCCUUCCUCUGGAGGCGCUCCUGCCAGUGUCCGCAUUCCAUUGUGUAACAGCAGGGCCCUCGCUUUCUCUCCACCAGGGGCAGUGCCUCUGGUGGGGAGGACGAGCUCAAGGCCAGCUGACUCCCAGUUCUGUACAAAAGCAUCAAGUCCACUCAGCUGUCGGACUGGCCUCGGGUGGAUGACUUCAGGAAACAUGGGCCACUGAGGCCAAUGUGAAUGUGAGGCUUCAUCCCAAACAUUCAUGAUAGGAGUGUUUUCUUACCCUAACUUAAGAAGGAAACGGAGACUUUUAUGCCAAAGUCUAGAAGGGGAUCUUCUGCAUGAAGUGCAAGUUGUCGGGGCCCCUCUACCUCUCUCAGGGCCGGGACCGCCAGCCUGACUUGGACCACCGCUGGAGAAAAAUCACGGUCUGGGACCUGGAAGCUGUCUGUUCGUCCCCAACAUAUCCUGGAGGUAGACUAGCUACCCAGUCAGGUGGCACAGCACAUGCAGCCGUGGACUCCAGCCGAGCAGCGCGGGCACGCUUUGUAAGGUUCUCUGUCCCUCCUUCGCUCGGUGUUUGGGCUGGCGAGAGGUGAGGUGGGGAAGAACAAGGCAAGCCGAAGGACUUGGCAGUGGGGAGACUUCUGUUUGGAAACUGCCUGGGAGACAAGAGCCCUGGUGGGCAGCCGCCUCCUUCUUCUACCUGGACAUGCCCCUUAAGAACCUCACCUGCUGCCUCAGGACCUCAAAGAGCCCUGGCUGGCCAGGGCACUGCUAGCAAGUUCUAGUUCUCUUGCUCUGCGGGAGGAAAUGGAGAACGCGGGGUGUGGAACUGCCCGAGUUACUUCCUUCUUCUCACAGGCUCCAUUCUGCAGGGAGUUGUUAGAAACCACUGGUGCUGCAGUGCGAGUCGGCUGGUGUGACAACGCACAAUGCCCGGGGGCUGGAGCAGCCUGCUCCCAGUCCUGGUACACAAGCGUCACACCUGACUCAUCCAUCUGCCUUGGCGAAGAGACGUCAGGGUGCUUUCAUUCCGGCAGGGACCACAUUCCCAUCAGCCGCUGGCUGGAAUUGGAACCCAAGGGCUAAGUGAUCAUGCCACUGUCCACAGGAAUAUAAAUCUUACCCUUAUCUCUGAAUUGGUUCAGUGUCUCACCCGGUUCUGGGUAGGAGUGCUGGGCUGGGAGUGCACUGGACGAGUCGGGGGACGUGUUACAUGGUUUGUGAAUGUCAGCAUCCCGUGGCCACUCUGCGGGUGUGAGGUGGGUCCCGAGCCCCGGCCAGGCUCUCAGGCACAGCACCAGUAGCCCUGGCCGCCACUUCUCUGCCGUCGUGGCUUGUGUAGUGUCCACAAAAGCAGUUUUCCCUUUGGCAGACCGGCUGGAGAAAUGCCCUCCGAGGCUUGCCCAUGGUGUGCUUCUAGGCCCGAGGGCCCGCCAGAGCUCACGGGGGAGAGCCUACCACCUUAGAAUCAAUGCCCGAGAGGCGGGCUGAGUUGCUUUCGCUAAGGGAAGCACUGUGGAGAGAGAGGAACGGCACUCUAAGUAUAGAUGCUGCUCGGCUUAGGAUGGGUUCCGUCCC
Molecule: messenger RNA, 2761 nt
Organism: Myotis daubentonii (Daubenton's bat)
Lineage: Eukaryota; Metazoa; Chordata; Mammalia; Chiroptera; Vespertilionidae
Gene: OTUB2
Product: OTU deubiquitinase, ubiquitin aldehyde binding 2
Exons: 6
Coding region: 194-901 (235 amino acids)
Biological process (GO): protein K48-linked deubiquitination; protein K11-linked deubiquitination; protein K63-linked deubiquitination
Cellular component (GO): nucleus
Molecular function (GO): ubiquitin binding; cysteine-type deubiquitinase activity
Source: RefSeq, a predicted model, not a curated record